Pongo pygmaeus (Bornean orangutan) is the source of this 2959-nucleotide messenger RNA. It is a transcript of the gene MMP13, whose product is annotated as matrix metallopeptidase 13. The record is from RefSeq and is a predicted model, not a curated record. Gene Ontology annotation, molecular function: zinc ion binding; metalloendopeptidase activity. Gene Ontology annotation, cellular component: extracellular matrix. The coding region runs from base 269 to 1684 and encodes 471 amino acids. The transcript is spliced from 10 exons. Gene Ontology annotation, biological process: collagen catabolic process; extracellular matrix organization; proteolysis. NCBI's taxonomy places the organism in Eukaryota, Metazoa, Chordata, Mammalia, Primates, Hominidae.
UAUCCAUAAAUAUGCUGAGGCCAUUUAUUUUGCCAGAUGGGUUUUGAGACCCUGCUGAAACAAGAGAUGCUCUCAUUUAUAUUUCCCUCAAAUUCUACCACAAACCACACUUGGGAGGAAAAAGAAAAAGUCGCCAUGUAAGCAUGUUUACCUUCAAGUGACUAGGAAGUGGAAACCUAUCCAUAAGUGAUGACUCACCAUUGCAGGCCUAUAAAAGUAAAGGUAAUCUCUGCGGAAAGACAACAGUCCCCAGGCAUCACCAUUCAAGAUGCAUCCAGGGGUCCUGGCUGCCUUCCUCUUCUUGAGCUGGACUCAUUGUCGGGCCCUGCCCCUUCCCAGUGAUGGUGAUGAAGAUGAUUUGUCUGAGGAAGACCUCCAGUUUGCAGAGCGCUACCUGAGAUCAUACUACCAUCCCACAAAUCUCGCGGGAAUCCUGAAGGAGAAUGCAGCAAGCUCCAUGACUGACAGGCUCCGAGAAAUGCAGUCUUUUUUCGGCUUAGAGGUGACUGGCAAACUUGACGAUAACACCUUAGAUGUCAUGAAAAAACCAAGAUGCGGGGUUCCUGAUGUGGGUGAAUACAAUGUUUUCCCUCGAACUCUCAAAUGGUCCAAAAUGAAUUUAACGUACAGAAUUGUGAAUUACACCCCUGAUAUGACUCAUUCUGAAGUCGAAAAGGCGUUCAAAAAAGCCUUCAAAGUUUGGUCUGAUGUAACUCCUCUGAAUUUUACCAGACUUCACGAUGGCAUUGCUGACAUCAUGAUCUCUUUUGGAAUUAAGGAGCAUGGCGACUUCUACCCAUUUGAUGGGCCCUCUGGCCUGCUGGCUCACGCUUUUCCUCCUGGGCCAAAUUACGGAGGAGAUGCCCAUUUUGAUGAUGAUGAAACCUGGACAAGUAGUUCCAAAGGCUACAACUUAUUUCUUGUUGCUGCCCAUGAGUUCGGCCAUUCCUUAGGUCUUGACCACUCCAAGGACCCUGGAGCACUCAUGUUUCCCAUCUACACCUACACCGGCAAAAGCCACUUUAUGCUUCCUGAUGACGAUGUACAAGGGAUCCAGUCUCUCUAUGGUCCAGGAGAUGAAGACCCCAACCCUAAACAUCCAAAAACGCCAGACAAAUGUGACCCCUCCUUAUCCCUUGAUGCCAUUACCAGUCUCCGAGGAGAAACAAUGAUCUUUAAAGACAGAUUCUUCUGGCGCCUGCAUCCUCAGCAGGUUGAUGCGGAGCUGUUUUUAACGAAAUCAUUUUGGCCAGAACUUCCCAACCGUAUUGAUGCUGCAUAUGAGCAUCCUUCUCAUGACCUCAUCUUCAUCUUUAGAGGUAGAAAAUUUUGGGCUCUUAAUGGUUAUGACAUUCUGGAAGGUUAUCCCAAAAAAAUAUCUGAACUGGGUUUUCCAAAAGAAGUUAAGAAGAUAAGUGCAGCUGUUCACUUUGAGGAUACAGGCAAGACUCUCCUCUUCUCAGGAAACCAGGUCUGGAGAUAUGAUGAUACUAACCAUAUUAUGGAUAAAGACUAUCCGAGACUAAUAGAAGAAGACUUCCCAGGAAUUGGUGAUAAAGUAGAUGCUGUCUACGAGAAAAAUGGUUAUAUCUAUUUUUUCAAUGGACCCAUACAGUUUGAAUACAGCAUCUGGAGUAAGCGCAUUGUUCGCGUCAUGCCAGCAAAUUCCAUAUUGUGGUGUUAAGUGUCUUUUUAAAAAUUGUUAUUUAAAUCCUGAAGAGCAUUUGGGGUAAUACUUCCAGAGAGUGUGGGGUGGGGGAAGGAGAGCUAUCAGGAGAAAGCUUGGUUCUGUGAACAAGCUUCAGUAAGUUAUCUUUGAAUAUGUAGUAUCUAUAUGACUAUGCGUGGCUGGAACCACAUUGAAGAAUGUUAGAGUAAUGAAAUGGAGGAUAUCUAAGGAGCACCUGAUUCUUGUUGCUGUACAAAAGCAAUGGUUGAUGAUAUUUCCCACACCACAAAUGGGACACAUGGUCUGUCAAUGAGAGCAUAAUUUAAAAAUAUAUUUAUAAGGAAAUUUUACAAGGGCAUAAAGUAAAUAUACUCAUAUAAUGAAUAAAUCAUUCUUACUAAAAAGUAUAAAAUAGUAUGAAAAUGGAACUUUGGGAGAGCCAUACAUAAAAGAAAUAAACCAAAGGAAAAUGUCUGUAAUAAAAAGACUGUAACUUCCAAAUAAAUAAUUUUCAUUUUGCACUGAGGAUAUUCAGAUGUAUGUGCCCUUCUUCACACAGACACUAACAAAAUAUCAAAGUCAUUAAAGACAGGAGACAAAAGAGCAGUGGUAAGACUAGUAGAUGUGGCUCUUGAAUUCUGUUUAAUUUUCACUUUUGGCAAUGACUCAAAGUCUGCUCUCAUAUAAGACAAAUAUUCCUUUGCAUAUUAUAAAGGAUAAAGAAGGAUGAUAUAUUUUUAUUAAAAUAUUUCAGGUUUUUCAGAAGUCACACAUUACAAAGUUAAAAUUGUUAUCAAAAUAGUCUAAGGCCAUGGCAUCCCUUUUUCAUAAAUUUUUUGAUUAUUUAAGACUAAAAGUUGCAUUUAAACCCUAUUUUACCAAGCUAAUUAUUUUAAUUGUCCAGUUUGCCUUGGAUAUAUAGGCUAUUUUCUAAAGACUUGUGUAGCAUGAAAUAAAAUAUAUCUUAUAAAGUGGAAGUAUAUAUAUUAAAAGAGAGACAUCCAAAUUUUUUUUGAAAUCAGUCUACUAGAUUGUGAUCCCUUGAGAUAUGGAAAGAUGCCUUUUUUUUCUCUGCAUUUAAAAAAAUCCCCCAGCACUUCCCACAGUGCCUAUUGAUACUUGGGGAGGGUGCUUGGCACUUAUUGAAUAUAUGAUCGGCCAUCAAGGGAAGAACUAUUGUGCUCAGAGACACUGUUGAUAAAAACUCAGGCAAAGAAAAUGAAAUGCAUAUUUGCAAAGUGCAUUAGGAAGUGUUAAUGUUGUUUAUAAUAAAAAUAUAUUUUCAACAGA